Messenger RNA from Linnemannia hyalina, 1509 nucleotides. The record is from the annotation of a GenBank genome assembly. Lineage: Eukaryota; Fungi; Mortierellomycota; Mortierellomycetes; Mortierellales; Mortierellaceae.
AUGGGACUUACAAAGACUUACAGGGACGGAAGCACCCCCGUCGUCGCCAUCAUCGGUGCGGGAUUCUCGGGCAUGUGCGCUGCGAUUCGUCUUCAGACGGAAUUAAACUUGCAGACCUACGAGGUCUUUGAGCUCGAGCCCGACCUGGGAGGAACCUGGUGGUCCAACACCUACCCCGGUGCCGCUUGCGACGUCGCCUCUAUCAACUAUCAAUUCUCAUUCGAGCCUAACUACGAUUGGUCCCACCGUUUCUCACCCCAGCCCGAAAUCUGGGCCUACCAACGUCGCGUCGCUAAAAAGUACAACCUGUAUGAGAAGAUCCGCUUCAGGACAGAGGUCACCCAUGUCGAGUGGCAUCAGGAUCGCCAAAAAUGGACUCUCGACUAUAUGAACUUGGCUACAGGAGAGAAGAGCGUCAUGGAGGCCGACAUUGUCUUUUCGGGAAUGGGACCCCUUCGCAUCCCUCAGAUCCCUGAGCAGUUCGAGGCCUUUGAGGGUCCCAAGUGGCACACUGCCCAGUGGAAUCAUUCCUUUGACCUCACCAACAAGCGUGUCGCCAUUGUCGGCAGUGGAGCCAGUGCCAUUCAGGUUGUUCCUUCAAUUGUGGACAAGGUCAAGACGAUGGAGUUUUACCAGCGCACCCCCAGUUAUAUUAUCCCUCGCCGCAACGGAGCAUACAGCAAACUCUGGAAGUUCAUGUUCCGGCACGUGCCCUUCUUCCACUUUAUCACCUACAAGCUCAACUACUGGGGCUCGGAAGCAACCAUCAACAUCUUCAGCAGUAAGACGAUCCACCUCCUCCCCCGCUUCGCUGCCACCUGCUUGGCAUGGCUAUACCGCAUUUGGCAGAUCCGUAACAAGCAAUUGCGCGAGAAGUUGACACCAAAAUACGAGAUGGGCUGCCGUCGUGUUGUUGUCUCGUCCAACUACUUCCCUGCCCUGGCCAAGAAGAAUGUCAAUGUCCACACCGAGGCUAUCGCAGGCGUCAAGGGCAACACUUUGAUAUUGAAGGAUGGAUCUGUUCAGGAGGUUGAUGCUUUGAUUCUCGCUACUGGUUUUAAGGUCCAGGAGAUGAUCCCACCAAAGUUUAUCACAGGAAAAAACGGAAUCGAUCUGCUGGCUAAGUGGGGCAAGAACCCCUCGUCUUACUAUGGAAUCACCACCCCCGAUACCCCUAACCUCUUCUUCUUGCUCGGACCAUACACUGGACUCGGACAUAACAGUGUGUUGUUCAUGGUCGAGACUCAAGUCGACUACGCGAUCAAGGCCAUUUCACACAUGAUGGAGAAGAACCUGUCGUCGCUCGAGGUCACCCAGGGCGCCUGCGACGAGUUCAUCACCGAGCUGGACGAGAAGAUGAAGGGUAUGGUCUGGUCCUCAAACUGCAAGUCCUGGUACCAGAACGAUGAGGGUCGUGUCACUGCCCUCUGGUGGGGAUCUGUCUCCCAGUACUGGUGGAGAUUGAGGAACUUCCAUCCCAAGCGCUUCGUUGGCGUUCAGAGAAUUUAA